Messenger RNA from Ostrinia nubilalis (European corn borer), 2633 nucleotides. RefSeq names its product insulin-like growth factor-binding protein complex acid labile subunit (gene conv). Bases 132 to 2633 code for a protein of 833 amino acids. NCBI's taxonomy places the organism in Eukaryota, Metazoa, Arthropoda, Insecta, Lepidoptera, Crambidae. Gene Ontology annotation, molecular function: protein binding. The record is from RefSeq and is a predicted model, not a curated record. The transcript has 15 exons.
UUGAACAUGGCGGGGUAGGCUGUGCAGUUUUUCCAGGAAAAAUAUUGCGUGAAUAUCAGCGCAAUUAGAAUGUUACAACUGCUGAAAACAACACAGAAACUGCAGGAUUUGUUGUAAUCGAUAAUCAACUUAUGAUUACUGACAGAUCUACCUACCCAAAAAUGGAGAUUCUACUAUUUUUCACGCUGUCAACACUAAUUCCCCUUUUAAAUUCCGAAUACAUACCACCAGGACCCAAAUAUCCGUGCCCGAAAGAGACAGACAGACUGCUUAUGUACCCAUGCGUGUGCGAGAAAGGGACAGAUGCAGGGCUGUACGUUCGGUGCGAGAAUACAGGGCUGGCGAUCAUGAGUGUCGGUUUGGGGAAUUUAGCUGGAUUAGGGUUUCCGAUAGAGAGAUUGGAGAUCAAGGAAGGGAGAUUUACCCGCCUCCAAGGACCAAUGCUUCAUCGGUCCACCAUAAGGGUGUUACACAUAAUCGACACGCCCAUACAAACGAUAGAGGAAUACGCACUGGCUGGUGUGAACCGCACUUUACAGGAGCUGCGGUUUUACAACACACGUAUGGCGGAGUUUCCUAAAGAGGCGUUUAAAAUACUCGGCAACCUUUCAAUCCUAUCAAUUGACGGUCACCAAAUAACAAAACUGGAUAAAGACAUUUUCGCUGGCAGUGAAGCCGUGGGCAAAUUAGAAAAACUCCACAUAGUCAAUGGACUGCUAUCAGACGUGCCCAUAGAAGCGUUUCAGACGUUGAAAAAGCUUAAAACUUUGGAUCUGCACGGGAAUAAACUGGCAACACUGAAGCGCAACCAGUUUAAAGGGCUGAGGGACACUGAAGUUUUGGAUUUGAGUUACAAUAUGAUACAAAAACUGGACGGCAGCCACAUUGGAGACAUGACCAAACUCGGUUUCUGCAACGUCAGCCACAAUCAAAUUGGAGAAAUAGCAAGGGGUAUGUUUGCGAGAAACACAGUGCUCAAAGUGAUACAUUUGGACAACAACAAAAUAAAGAAAUUGGACACCAACAGCUUCAGAGGAAUGCGGUUUUUGAGGCGCCUGUUCCUCCAAGACAAUAUGAUAUCCGACGUCGGUCGUGGUACGUUCGCGGCUGUUACACGUAUUGGAACUGUAGACUUGGCGCGCAACAGAAUCACUAAAGUUGAUUAUCAAAUGUUCCAGCAGGUCAAAUACGCUGAGCUUAUAAACCUAGCAGAGAAUAACAUAACCAUCAUAGAGGCACAAGCGUUCACGGACCUAUAUCUAGCGGUCGUAAAUAUAUCGCACAACUCUCUAGAGAAGAUCGAAGCCAACGCAUUCCAGAAUUGCAAUAAUAUGACUCUACUGGAUUUGAGCUAUAACAACCUUCAGGAUAUCAAUAAGAACGCGUUCGAUGAGAACAGCUACGCGUCUGAGUUGCAAGUGGCGUAUAAUAAUUUCACUGAUUUUGGGCAGAUACCGAUCCACAAUAUGACUGGUAUCCGCGUUCUCAACGCAUCGCACAACAACAUACAGCGCAUCCCUCGCAACGCGUUCCCGAAGUUGUAUGAGCUUCAUACAGUGGACGUCUCAUACAACAAGCUGACGGAGAUAUUCAACGCGGUGUUCCAGAACUUGUUCUCUUUGAGAUUCCUGAACCUCAGCCACAAUUCAAUGCAAGCCAUCAAGCCAGCGACCUUCGGGACCAUCCCAACAGUCCUGUCCCUGGAUCUGUCCCACAACCAGUUGUCCGACGUGUCCCGCGGCAGCCUCGCCAAGCUGGCCAGUUGUCGCGAGCUCGACAUCAGCCACAACCACCUGCAGAAGAUGUUCCAGAUACCCAUCAGUUUGGGAGGGCUCAAUUUCGCCCACAACAACCUAACCGAGCUUCCCUACAAUGCCUGGCCCACUAUGAACUCACUACUCCGUUUGAACCUAUCUUCAAACGCGCUGGGCGAUCGGCUGUCUUCGGACAGUUUCAGCGGGCUUCUAACGCUGCAAGUGCUGGAUUUGUCAGCGAAUGAGCUGUCCAAACCGCCGUGGGAAGCGCUGAGCAAGCUGACUAGCUUGCAGUACUUGUAUUUGCAGGACAACAACAUAACCUCCCUCUCAAAGUCAGCCUUCGGCAACCUGCCCACCAUGUUCAAACUGGACCUGUCGCGCAACGCGAUCGAAACUGUCGCGCAACAGUCGUUCGGCGGCCUGCAACAGUUGCUCGACUUGUCGCUGAGUGGCAAUCUAUUGGAGCGGAUACCGAACGAGGCUUUUAAAGGACUGGUUGCUUUGAGAAAGCUGGACCUCUCGUACAAUAUGCUGGACAAGAUCGACAAUAAGACCAAUGGAUUGUUGGACGACUGCUUAUCGUUGGAAUCGGUGAACCUAAGCCACAACAGGUUCGGUUUCCUAACCAAGAAGAUGUUCCCGGCCAGUCCGUGGAUUCCAUAUAACUUGAAGGAAGUUGACCUAAGCUACAACGAAAUACCCGUGGUGACACUAGACCUUACUUUGGGCACUAAGAAAGUGAAGAAGUUGAAUCUAGCCGGGAAUAUUAUAAAUGAUGUGCGCGGUUAUGUCCUUGGAAAUCUGACGUCUCUGGAGGUUUUGGAUCUUUCGUACAAUAAUUUGGAAGAUCUAGUUUCGAGAACUUGUAAGUAUUAA